Molecule: messenger RNA, 667 nt
Organism: Psylliodes chrysocephalus
Lineage: Eukaryota; Metazoa; Arthropoda; Insecta; Coleoptera; Chrysomelidae
Source: the annotation of a GenBank genome assembly
AGACAUAUUUCUUUUUCGGGAAACACGUUGAGAAGAGCGUGUGAGCAAUGAGUUCCUUAAAACUUCAAAAGAGGCUGGCAGCCUCUGUUAUGAGAUGUGGUAAGAAGAAAGUAUGGUUGGAUCCUAAUGAAAUCAAUGAGAUUGCCAAUACAAAUUCCAGACAAAAUAUUCGUAAAUUGAUCAAGGAUGGUCUUAUUAUUAAGAAACCUGUAGCGGUACAUUCACGUGCCCGCGUACGUAAGAACACCGAAGCUCGUAGAAAGGGGAGGCACUGCGGUUUUGGUAAAAGGAAAGGUACUGCUAAUGCCCGUACACCCCAAAAGGAAUUAUGGAUCCAGCGCAUGCGCGUUUUGCGUCGAUUAUUAAAAAAAUAUCGGGAAGCGAAAAAGAUUGACAGACAUCUAUACCACUCACUGUACAUGAAGGCUAAGGGUAAUGUAUUCAAGAACAAACGUGUUCUUAUGGAAUACAUUCACAAAAAGAAGGCUGAGAAGGCACGUGCUAAGAUGUUAGCAGAUCAAGCUAAUGCCAGGAGAAUGAAGGUGAAACAAGCUAGAGAAAGACGGGAAGAACGUAUUGCUACAAAGAAGCAAGAAGUGUUGCAGAACUACCAGAGGGAAGAUGAAGCAGCAGCCGCUAAGAAAUAAGUUAUGUUUUAUAAGAUGAC